Molecule: messenger RNA, 1533 nt
Organism: Panicum virgatum (switchgrass)
Lineage: Eukaryota; Viridiplantae; Streptophyta; Magnoliopsida; Poales; Poaceae
Product: glutathione S-transferase T3-like
Exons: 5
Coding region: 148-1020 (290 amino acids)
Source: RefSeq, a predicted model, not a curated record
ACCCCUAUCCAGCGCGAGAGCGGCAGUGCGGCGGCAGACCUCGCCGCCUCGGGUUCGUGCAGCAACCGCAAAGGAGCAGCAUCUCCGGCGAGGAUACCUUCCGGCGAGGACGCAGGGGACCACCUUCAGGCGGAUCCACAGUCAAGGAUGGACAAUCGUUUCAAUCCCUAUAACUGUGAUGGUGAGAACUCUCAGGCCUGUCCUGGGGCAGAACAGUGGCAAUUUCCUUUGGAUGAGAUUGAGGAAGGCACCAAUUCUCAGUUUGUCCGCAACUCUGGAGGGCAAUUUGAAUCGGGCGAAGCAAACUUUGGUUUUGUUCAAGAGGACCAGCGGCAUUCAAAUUUGGAGGCCAAUGAUUCAAUGCUGCAAAUGCCAGCUCCUAGACAAAGGAAGGGAACUAGCAAAAGGGUGUCUCAGCGAGGCAAAGCGUUCAGCAAAGAAGAGGACAAAACAAUAUGUUCUGCAUUUUUGAAUGUCAGCAAAGACCCUGUGACUGGGACAAACCAAUCUAGUGGAGGUUACUACCAAAGGAUGCAUCAGUAUUUUUUGGAGAACCUUGGAGCACAUUCAACCAGAAGUCAUAAAGCCGUCCAGCAUCGAUGGAUGGCUAUCCAGAAGGCGGUAAACAGAUUCAGUGGCUUCUUUUCUACCGUUCAGAGGCUGGAUGAGAGUGGCAAAACUGAAGAAAACCAGAUUGAUGAUGCAGUCAAAAUGUUUGAAGAAACAGAAACAUGGACACUCAGGCACUGCUGGAACAUACUGCGUCAUGAGCCUAAGUGGAGUGACAAAAUGUUAGAAAUCAACUCAGUGGGCAUGGGCACACGAGUGAAUGGCGUAGCUGUUGAUGAUGUUGGUAAACCGGUGUCUGGGGCAAAUGCAGACACUACAGCACGUCCUGAAGCACUCCCUAGCCCUUGGCGGCCUCAAAUAUUCUGCCUCAUAAACAUCUAUGACUGUCUCGACAAAUUCCAAAAGGGUCCUAAUCACAGUGCUUUCUGCCAUUGCAUAGGUGUCAUCUAAAGCAUCAGCAGGGCCCCCAUAGGCCAACAUCCUCAUGGCAACUAAACACUUGUGAAUUGGUGCAAACCCUUUUUGGCCUGAAGCAUUUUUUUCUGGAUAAAAUAACUGUUCCGGGCUGUGACAUCCUCAACAAUGCGAAGGAACAGAGAUUUACGCAUCCUAAACCUACAAGUGGUAGUGGGUCAUUAACAAUGUCAGAUAAAACAUUAUGUCCAACCUGCUGACAUGCAUGAUUCAGGAGAAUUUAGUCUCAUUCAGGCCUUACCUUCUCCGGAAUAAAAUGUCGCCAUACAAGGGUGGAUCGUUGAAGUAAUUUCGUUGUAUUAGCUCAUACAUCUCAUCUCUUUCUCUGUCUUUGACUUCGUGACCAAUGACAGAUCCUCCCCAUGGACGUUUCUUACUCCAACGCAUUGAUGCAACCAGUGCUGUGGCUUGCAGAUCUUCGUCUUGUCUACGGUUCGCGGCAGCAGUCCCACAUAUCGACAUUUUGAGGUACCUCCAUGCCAUCUCCUC